GGAAAAUUAAAGAAACGCUGCCGUUUAGACGUCGUUGGAACUCUCUUCAUCAAUUAGAAGUUUAAAACUUUGAGAACGACCGACAAAAUGUACAAGUAGGUGUGUGUCUCCGGCCAUUUCACAGUUUAACAUUUAACAAGUUCUGUUCUGAGCCACCGUGUUCUUGUCUCAGGAAGAAAACGAAAAGAUUAGAGUUUUUUUCGCGCUCAUGGAUUCGCGGAUGAGUAAACUAGUGAUGGGUUUGUUCGUGAUGAUUGCGAUCUUCGAAGCUUCUGGUGUCGACGCGUGGACUGGCGAGAUUCGCGGCAGAGUUGUAUGCGAUGUCUGUGCCGAUUCUUCAAUCGGACCAGAAGAUCAUGUUGUUGAAGGAGCUGAGGUUGCGGUUCUCUGCAUAACCAAAUCUGGAGAAGUUGUGAACUAUCAAGCUUUCACAAACUCAAAAGGUGUCUACACAGUUGCAGAGACAAUGCCAGAGAGCGAACGUUGGGACGCUUGCCUUGCAAGACCCAUCAGCAGCUUCCACACGACUUGCAACCGCCUAAACCAAGUCAAUACCGGAAUCAAAUUCACUUAUAACCGCCCUUCCGGUUACUUUCAUGCCGGAUUUAGAUCGUUCGUGUGGACAGCUGUUUCUUACCAGCUCAAAGACAGGCUUCAGUUAUCACCAUCAGCUUCUCAGUUUGUCUUCUCUGUAGCUUUCUUUCCAUGGAGCAUAAAACCAUUAUACGGGAUCAUCUCAGAUUGUAUCCCAAUCGGAGGGAAAAAGAGGACGCCGUAUUUGGUGAUAUCGACUGUGCUGUCUCUUGUGCCAUGGCUCUUGCUUGGUCUAGAUUCAACCUCGCGAAGUUCCAGUCUCUAUCUGAUGAUUUUCUUGACCGUCCAGAAUCUUGGAUCAGCCAUGGCUGAUGUUGUGGUAGAUGCAAUGAUUGCUGAGGCAGUAAGACUCGAAAAGGCUUCGUUUGCUGGAGAUCUUCAGUCUGUAUCAUGGUUUGCUAUGGCCGUGGGAGGAAUAUGCGGUAGUUUAUUAGGAGGCUAUGCAUUAACCAACUUGAAGAUAGAAACGAUAUUCCUCCUUUUCACGGUGUUACCUGCGUUACAGCUAUUUUCUUGUGCUCUGGUUGAAGAAAUCCCUGCGAGCACUGAACCAUUGCCUGAGCUGCUGGAUUCGGAGGAGUUUGAAGAGAAAAGCAAGAUGAGCAAUGACGACGAUGAUCGAGAUACGGUUAAGUCCAAUAUAAGAAGAAGGAAAGGGAAGAAGAAAGGUGGAAAAGGAACUUCCAGUGGAAAGUCUGAGACACAGAAGAAGCAAUCAAAGUCUUUAGCUUCAAAGCUGUUCCAGUCACUGAAAGCAGCCACUUUUGAAUUAUGCCGUGCCUUCAAGCAACCGAUUAUAUUGAGACCAAUGGCUUGGUUUUUCAUCGCGCAUAUCACUGUGCCAAAUCUCUCUACCGUCAUGUUUUAUUACCAAACCGAGGUCUUGAAUUUGGACGCUUCUUUCCUAGGAACAGCCCGUGUUGUUGGUUGGUUGGGUCUCAUGCUUGGAACCUUCGUCUACAAUCGUUAUCUGACAAAUAUGACUCUACGCAAGUCUCUCUUGUUUGCUCACAUUGGGCUGUCUAUAACAAUACUCCUCGAUAUGGUUCUUGUAUCAAGAACAAAUGUGGGUUACGGAGUAUCAGACAAGACAAUGGUGCUCUUUGGGUCAGCUCUAGGUGAUGCCAUCAAUCAACUCAAAUUCAUGCCGUUCUUGAUCUUGUCUGGUCGUCUAUGUCCUCCUGGGAUUGAAGGAACACUCUUUGCGCUGUUUAUGUCGAUAAACAACCUUGGGAACACAGUUGGGUCAUUCAUGGGAGCAGGAUUGGCUUCAGUUCUGGGAAUCUCAUCAGGGUCCUUUGAGAAUAUGUUUAUGGGCUUAGCCAUUCAAGUGUUUUGCACUUAUAUACCCGUUUUGUUUCUUUUCUUGAUACCCAAGGAAGCUACAGGAGAUCAAUACCGUUUACUGGGAGAAAAUGUUGCGAAGCUACGCACGGAUCUCAUGAAGGAACAACUCGCCACUUUCAAAUCUCAACUUGAAGAAUUCGCUCGUAAACACAAGAACGAUAUUCGUAAAAACCCUGCCUUUAGGGCUCAGUUCCAUGAAAUGUGUGCUAAAGUUGGAGUAGAUCCUCUAGCUUCAAACAAGGGUUUCUGGGCUGAGCUGCUCGGAAUUGGUGACUUCUAUUAUGAGUUGGGAGUUCAGAUAAUUGAAGUUUGUAUGCUAACAAGGUCCCAUAAUGGAGGUUUGAUUAGCUUACAAGAGCUGUGCAAUCAUCUUCGCCAGAGAAGAAAAAAAGACCGUGAAGCUGUGACUGAAGAUGAUUGCCUUCGAGCUAUAAGCAAGCUAAAGGUUUUGGGUAGCGGAUUUGAGGUUAUCACAGUUGGAAAGAAGAAGCUAGUCCGUUCAGUCCCCACUGAGUUAAACAAAGACCAUAACCAAAUCUUAGAGUUGGCUCAGGGUCAAGGCUAUGUGACUGUGGAAGAGGUACAAAGACGACACUCAUGGACAUCUGGUCGAGUUAUAGAUGCCCUCGAAACCUUAUUAGAAGAGGGUCUUGCGAUGAUUGAUGAUGGUCAUAAAGAUGGUACACGCCGGUACUGGUUUCCAUGUGUUUCUUCUGUUUAUGCAUCCAAUGAAGCCUGAUACUUUAAAGUUUAAAUACAAUUCACUCUUUUUUUUUUGUUAAAUUGUCUGUAAUGUUGGCUUGCUAGUAAAUGAUUUGCGUUUAUGUACAUGAAGAAACAACUCACACAAGUCCAUAUCAAAAGUUGGCCCUCUGUUGCUCAACUCCUAUCCAAAUGAAACCCUCAAGCUUUCAAAUAAGUUUUAGAGAGAGGAGUACAAUGCAUUAGAGUCAGAAACAAAGCAGAAGUUUACAGAUUUCAAGAAUGGGAGUGAUCUUGA
Molecule: messenger RNA, 2941 nt
Organism: Thlaspi arvense
Lineage: Eukaryota; Viridiplantae; Streptophyta; Magnoliopsida; Brassicales; Brassicaceae
Source: the annotation of a GenBank genome assembly